GAGCGCAGAAGGCGCAGACAUGAAAACCUGUUCUCUGCUGCAGCUUCGCUCAGUCUGAAUGAAAACAUAAGAACCGUUAGAAGCUGCGUUUUUAAUCAUUUCAGUGUCCCAGAUGGCUGGUUUACCUCCCGGAGACCCGCAGCUGGUCGCUAUGAUCGUGAAUCACCUGAAAACACAGGGACUGUUUGACCAGUUCAGGAGGGACUGUCUGGCGGACGUCGAUACAAAGCCUGCAUACCUACACCUGAGGCAGCGAGUGGACAACUUUGUGUCUAACCAUUUGUCCAACCACACCUGGAGCCCCCAGUUGAACAAGAACCAGCUGCGCAACAGCAUCAGACAGUUGGUGCUGCAGUCAGGCAUGCUGGAACAGGGUGUGGACCGCAUCGUGGCUCAGGUGGUCGAUCCUAAGAUACACCACACAUUUCGGCCACAGGUGGAGCGGGUCGUCAGGCAGUUUCUGUCUCCUGGCAGCCACAUGGAGGAGGAGGAGCCUCCGUUUGCUCCUGGCCCAUUUGUGGAAAAACAAGAAGCUCAGCUGCCAUCUCCAGUUCCAGCCUCCAGUGCAGCCACCGACCCUGCAGAUUCACUCUCUUCCCAGAGCCAGAGCCAGGAUCCAUCCAGCAGCAGGACUCAAAGUGGGGACUUCACCCAGGAAACCCUCGCCACUGAAACAGAGGAGGGAGAGGCAGAUAUGAGCCUGGUGGAGGAAGAUGAAACAGAGAGGAGAGAGGGAGAGGAGGAGCAGGGAGAGAAAGAUGAGCAGAAGCCCAUGAGUGAAGGAGAGAUGAGCAGUGAGAGAGAGAAGGAGAGAGAGAUGGAGGUAGAGAAAAAAGCAGAGAGUGAAGAGGUAAAGAAAGAGGAGGAGGUAGAAGAGAAAGAAGGGGAAAAGGAAGAAAAAGAUGAGAUGAAAGAGAAUAGCAGCAGCAAAGUGUCUGGGAAGAGCAGAGAGGAGAGCAGAGACACGGACGGGCAGAAAUCCUCCUCAGAGAAACAGCACAUCCGCCAGAGAGCCAGAGAGAGGCUCAAAGAAGAAUACUCUUUGGAGGACUCAGAUUUGGAGGGCCUGAGUGAUAUCACAGUGAGUUCAGUGCACACGAGCGAUCUCUCAUCAUUUGAGGGUGAAAGUGAGGAUGAUCAGCCUCCUUCUGACUCCACUGAGGAAGGAGAGAUCACAUCUGAGGAUGAUAAGGUUCAAAAGAAGUCUGGUGGUGAGGACUCAGAAGACAGUAAGGAGAAAAAGCCUCGCGGUGCACGCCAAGGCUACAUACACAAGCCUUUUCUCUACUCUCGUUACUAUAGUGACUCUGACGACGAGGUGACAGUGGAGCAGCGACGGCGCUCUGCGGCAAAGGAGAAGGAGGAGAGGGUGUUGAAGAGGCAGCAGAAUCGAGAAUGUUUGGAAGAGAAGAGGAGACAGAAAGCAAUACAGGCAGAGCUAAAGGAGAAAGAGCACUCAUCCAAUCAAAAUGUUCCACGGCCCCAAGCGAAGGAAGCAAGGAAGGAGAAAAAAGUUCUGGAAAAGAAAGUGGCACUUAGCAGGAAGAGGAAGAGAGACUCACGAAAAGAAGAUGACUCUGGAGGCAAGAGGAAAAACGAUGGAGAUGCAGAACCAGUAAAGAAGGAUGAGGUGCUAAAGUCUAAAGCAAAUCCUCUGAAGCCUGUGAGAAAGCUGACUGAAGUAGAGGAGCAGCGCAGGAAGAAGAGUGGCAGCAUUUCAGAAGAAUUGAGCGAGCCACGCAAAAUCCUUGACAAAGACCGCACUCACUCAUUCAUAUUGGACCUAGAGAUGGGGACAGAGGAGGCGCUUAGACAAAGAGGCAGUGGGAAAGGUGAGCGACAUGUUCGCAGAGACAGUCAGUCCAAAGAGAAAGAGCGAAAAGAAAAAGAGAAAGAGCGGAGCAUCUCUGAUGAACGUGCCAAGCACAAACAGAAGCCAGAGAGCAGAAAAGGAGGAGAGACUGAGGCGGAGGAGAAGGAAGGAGGGGCAGCAAAAGUAACAGGUGAUGAUAAAGGAGAGAAAAAAGGGUCAAAGGUGAAAGGAGAAAAGAAGACUUCAGUGUCCAUCAGGGAAGGAAAAAUGUCCAUGUCGGAGGGUUCAGCUGGAGAGGAGACAAUGCUAAAGGACUUGAAAAAAGGAAAAAUAUCUGCAGAGAUUUCCAAAGAAAAAGAGAAAGAGAGAACGAAAGGAGAAAAGGUGCUGAGCAAGAGUGAUUCAAAACAGCUGCAUCGUCUGGAUUCCACAGGCUCCACUGAGGAGAGGUUGGAGGUUGAGACCACUUCAGAAGUCAAUAAGAAAAAAGACAAGCACCCCAAAGAUGUUCUGAAACGGUCAAAAAGUCACACAGAAGUCAAACCUCCAGAGAAGGUUAAGAGCAGACAGGACAGUAAGGAUUCAGGUGCAGGUGAGCCUCCCAAACACUCAGACAUAGACAAGGAAACUAGAAAGGUCAAGGACUUAGAGACAGGAUCAAAAGUAAAAUCUGUCUCAGAAAAAAUUAGAUCCAAGUCUAGAGACGAUAUAAAACCUCAGAGUCCUCUAGCAGCUAAGCUAGACAAAAAACCUCCAAGUCAAGAGGCCAAGAGUAAAGCAGGAACAACUCCAAGCAAACCAGAGUCCUCCAAGGAGAAGAGGAAGGAAGGGGCAACAAAAGAGGAUAGGAAAGUCUCAGAAGACCGUGCUGUUGAUAAAGGGAAGGAAACAAAAAGCACAAAGAAAGCAAGUGAAAAGAAGAUAAAAGAGUCUGAGAAGAAAGGAGAGGGUGAGAAGGAAAAGAGGAGCUCUCAAGCAAAUGAGACCCCACCUUCAGAUGCACAAGCUGAGUCUAAUCUCGCAGAGUCUGAUCUCACAGCCACAGAGGGGUCAGACCCUCUCACAGAAUCUGAUCUUGCAGGCCAGCAGGCCUCAGAGUCCACUACAAAGUCUGAUCUCACAGCUCCACAGGCCCCAGAAUUUGGUCUGCCAGCCCCACACGUCAUGGAUGCAGUAUCUAAUUUCUCAUCCUCGCCAGCCUUGGACAUACAAUCUGAUCUUUUGGCCCCACAAGCCGUUAAGACUGAGUCUGAACUCAUAUCUACACAGGCCACAAACACAGAGUCUCAUCUUAUAGCCCCACAGGCCAUGGACACAGAGUCGAAUCUUAUAGCCCCACAGGCCAUGGACACAGAGUCGAAUCUUGCAGCCCCACAAGCCUUGGAUAUACAGUGCGAUCUUACAAACCCACAAGCCCAAAAAGCAGAGUCUGAACUCACAUCUUCAGAGGCUAUGGAUGAAGAGUCUAAUCUUGCAGCCCCACAGGCCUUGGACGUACAGUCUGCUCUUACAGCCCCACGUGCCAGUAAGGCUGAUUCUGAACUCACACCCCCACAGGAUGUAAACACAGAGUCUAAUCUCAUAGUCUCACAGGCCAUGGACACAGAGUCUAAAUUUACAGCCCCACAGGCUACAGUUUCUCUCAAAGAAUCUAAUCUUACAGCCCCACAGGCUUCAGAUUCUUUUAAAGAAUCUAAUCUUAUUACCCCACAGGCCAUGGACACACAGUCUAAUCUUACAGCCCCACAGCCUUCAGAUUCUCUCACAGAAUCUAAUCUUACCACCCCACAGGCCUUGGACACAGAGUCUGAUUUCACAGCUCCACAGGCCUUGGACACAAAAAAUGAUGUUCCAGCCCCUCAAGCCUUAAAGACAGAGUUUGAACUCACAGCCACACAGAACUCACAGGUCACGAACAUGGAGUCUAAUAUCACAGCUUCAACAACCAUAGACACGCUGUCUAAUCUUGCAACCCCACAGGCUUCAUACUCUCUCACAGACUCUAACAUUACAGCCCCACAGGCCUUAGACACAGAGUCUGAUUUCAUGCCUUCAAAGGCCUUGGACACAGAAUCUGAUUUUAUAGACUCACAAGCCAUUAAGUCUAAUGUCAUAUCCCCACACGUCACAGACACAGAGUCUAAUCUCACAGAACCAGAGUCCUCAGCCUCUUUGACAGAGUCUAAUCUCCCAGCCCCACGGGCCUUGGGCACAGAGGCUAGUCUCCCAGCCCCGCCACCCCCAGAUUCUCUGACAGAGUCUAAUCCUUCAGCUCCACAGGCCAUGGACAUAGAAUCGAACGUCACAGCCCCAGAAGCCUCAGCCUCUUUGACAGAGUCUGAUCUCCCAGCCCCACAGGCCUUGGACACAGAGGUUAAUCUCCCAGCCCCCCAGGUCCCAGACUCUCUGACAGUGUCUAAUCUCUCAGCCCCACAGGCCUUGGACACAAAGUCUACUCUCAAAGCCCCACAGGCUUUAGCGAUGGAGUCUGAUUUCACAGCUUCACAAGCCUUGGACACAGAGGCUAAUCUAACAGCCCCACAGGCCUUAGACUCUCUGACAGAGUGUAAUCCCCCAGCCCCACAGGCCUUGGAGGCGGAGUCUAAUCUCACAGCCCUGCCAGCUUUAGACACAGAGUCAAAUUUCACAUCCUCACAUGCUGUGAACACAGAGCCUGAUUUCACAGCCUCACAGGCCUUGGAUGCAAACACAGAGACUGAUCUUACUGAAGAAGUGCCGGGCCCACCCACAGACUCUUGCCCAGAGUCUGAUUCUACUGGUUUAACAGCCCCACAAGCUACUGGCACGCUCCCAGCGUCUGACACUGGAAGCACAGCUGUCCAAGACGACAUGUAUGAUGCCCUAAGCGACAUUACUCCAGAGCCUGAGGAUGAGGAGGAGGCAGCCAUGAGACUUACAGAAAGCCAGGCACAACCCUGCCCCCUCCCUGCAGACGCCGAUGCCCUCUUGACGCUGAUGGAUGUCUGCGCCUCUGCAGCCAAAAAUGAAAUGACUAGUUUGCCUGAAAGGCAAGAUACUGUGCCUUCAUUCCAGGAAGCCGACAUAAAGAUGAAGGAAGCGGCUCUCACUCUGCUCUCCAUGGACCCCGACCUUUCAGUGGCACAGAGUCCUAUUGCCACAGAGACUACUUCCAUUGCCAUGCAAGAUGUGGAACCUUCAGCUUCAGGUAAUGCAGAGGAGGUAUCAGAAACAGCUGCAGAUGUCGUGACAGAGUCAGAAAGCAAAACGACUGCUACUGCCUUGCCAUGUAUAAAGGAGGCAGAGUCACAGGAUGGAGAUCAAAACACUGAUGGCAUGGCAACAGAGAGAGCUACUGAAGAAGUGGUGUCAGAGGUGUGUGAUCGCGUUCAGUCAAGCAGCCUGGAGGUUGAAUCAGAGCCCAAGUCUGAGGUUCCUUCAGCAGAACUUAUUUCUAGGCCUGAACCAGCACGAGCGUCAGGUGAUGCUUCAACUGAAACUGGAUCCAGACAAACACAUACAGACAGUCUGACUAAGGCUACAACCACUACAGAAACGGAAUCUGUGGAAAAACAACCAGAAACUGUAGAGCAGGAGGAGCAUGACAAAGCAGUCACCACAGAGGCACCCGACUCCACCACAGCAGAGACCUCAGGUGUGGACCACACUGAAACCAUGGAGCACUCAGAGUCUAAGGCACAACCAGAGAAUAAACCCGAGGACGUGGAGGAGACACAACGACAGCCAGUACGGAGAGGACGACCCCCUAAACUAAUCAAACAAGCCAGCAGUGCAUCCAAGUCUGAUGGGCAGGAAGAGGACAGAUCUGAUGUGUCAGAAGUGGAUGACCGUGUGGAAGGCAGAGUGACCCGCAAAGGCAGACGAUCAAAUAAAAAUGCAGCAGCAGUGAAGGAAAGCGCAUCCAAAGCCCAGACCGAUCAAGAGGCCAGCGACAAAGAGUCCAAAAAAACAACUCAGAAAAAAAGUGAGGACGAGGAGGCUGAUGAAGGGACUGAGAGUAGAGCGCCACGCAGAGGACGAUCGUCUAAACUUGCACAAACUCCUCAGAGAGAGACACGCCUAGUGUCACAGACCCAAGAGGCAGAGCCUGCAGAAGAGGAGGUGGAGCAAAAAGAGCAGCUGCGCAGAGGAAGGCGUUCUGGAGCUCAGACUGGCACUACAGCUAAACCAGCACUGAAGAGAAAGAGAUCUGACCAAGCUGAGGAUUCUGGGAAGGUAUUACCAGCUGAGGAAGAGGAACCUGUAAAACGUGCCCAAGAUCACAGCGAGAGCGUGUCUGAAGAGGCCGAGAAGCACGAAGAGCAGAAGACACCGAGUGAUGAGGGUGAAGAGAAGAAGAAAACCAGUGAUGAUGGAGAAGAGGAGAAGAAAGAGAGUGACAAGGGGGAAGACGAGAAGAGAGAGGAGGUAGCAGAGAAGGAGAGCAAUAAAGACUCUAAAGAGGAUGCAGAGGAGGAGAAAGAGGAACCUGUGAAGAAGACUGCACGCAGGGGCCGACCCUCUAAAACCACCACUGUAACAGACGAACCAGAAACCUCAGAGAAGAAAGAAGAAGAGACAGAGGCUGGAGAAGAAGAUGAAAAAGAAGAGGAAGAGACAAAAACGAGAGCCACAACUCGUGCUGCCUCUCGUCUGGAAGCUGAGAAGAAUAAACCGAGUAAGCCGUCGACUAGAGCUCUCAGUAAACUGAGUGGGAAAGAGGAAAGCUCUCCAAGCACACGUGCUUCUCUUUGUCAGACGGCUGGAGCAGCGAAAGGGCGUAAGCGUGAGGCGAGUUCCCCAGCACCUCGCACACGCGGUGCCCACAAAGAGGAACCCGCCUCUAAAAGAACCAAACGAUGAGCGUUUUGAAGGCACAUUGUUGAUUUUGCAGAUCCUCACGUUAGAAAUAUUUGUAUUUAAAAAUCCUCAAAAUGUACUUUUACCUUUUAUUUUAUACAUUUGUUUUAUGCGGUCAGCUAUAGUUUUAUGGUGAAAUAGUGCAUUCCUGGUACAAUGCAAAUGAACUCCAGCUCUUUUCACUAGGGCACAUGCUCGCAAUCCCGUUGCUGGAGUGAUCUCUUCUCUGCACAUUUGAGUGUUUUCCCUGCUCGCAACACACCCUUUUCAGCUCAGGAAGGGCUUGUGAACGAGCUCUUUAGUGGUGUGUUAGGAGCACUAAAAUGUGCAGGGCAGGGGGUACUCUAGAACCAGAGAUGGGAACCUACUGCGUAAGGGACUGUGAAACAAGUACUGAGACAGAAUAUACCUCACAUAUCACAUGAACUCAGCUUUGACAUGCCACUAAGCACAAAGGUGAGUAGUUAAUUGACAAACUUCACUGAGAAUGUUUAAAAAGUUGAAAACGAAUAAUGACCAGAUUUUCACACCCAGUCAGUAUGUAGGCAGGUUGGACACAUCCCUUUGAACACCAUUUGAAGAUGGACUAAAUCUGAAAGCCGGCAUCCAAGCCAAGCUUUGUGAGCUAGCAUGGUCUGCUACCAUCUAUCAUUUAUAAAUAGUCCUGAAUUUCUUUGAUUUCAUAUUUGCCUAAUGAAUGUACAGCCCUGGAAGCAUUCGUUUUUGGCUCAGUAGCCCAUAAUCAAGUAGGCCAUUCUCAAAGUGUUCUAGAGCAGCUUUGGUAAGCUUGAGAACAUGCAGAAGCUCUGUUGUUGUUUUUUUUUGGACCAAAGUGUUCCACAGUGCAUUUCAUGGAAUUCUAGAGCUUGUUCUGCUGUUUUUGUUGGAUUCAAAAGUACUCUAGAACAAGAGCUUUUGCGCUGUUGUCUCUGUUUGGACUGAAAAAUAUUUGAGCACGUUCUAAGAUAAGGUGUUCUAAGGUGAUGAACACGGGCAGUGUUUCAUGUGACUCAGAUAAGCUAACAGUCUAAAGUCUGUGUCAUAUUUAUUCCACAAAAUAAUAUCUGUCUAUCUGUCCUUCACUAAAUGCAGUAUUUUCACUCUGAAGUAUAAACCCAGUGCUUCUCACAUAUAUCUUGCCCAAAUUGCUUGUAUAUAAAUAACAAUUUAAAAUCUACUUGGAUUCACAUCAAAUUGGCUUAGUUUUACCUAGUU
This is a messenger RNA of Colossoma macropomum (tambaqui), 7867 nucleotides long. It is a transcript of the gene bod1l1, whose product is annotated as biorientation of chromosomes in cell division 1-like 1. Lineage: Eukaryota; Metazoa; Chordata; Actinopteri; Characiformes; Serrasalmidae. The transcript has 30 exons. The coding region runs from base 113 to 6655 and encodes 2180 amino acids. The record is from RefSeq and is a predicted model, not a curated record.